GGUCGGGGUCAUAUUGAGGUUACCCUGGUCAUGCCAGGAGGCUAGGUUGCUAGCACUAAACAGGGUGCAAGGCAGGGUCUAUAAUCUACUGUAUCGCGUUGCAGAGCUACCUCUGACCUGUUUUCCUGUCUUCAGCUCUGGCUGCGCUUUUUAAAAAAUGACGGGGACGUCGUUGGGCUGGAUGCUUGGGAUCCUUUUAACCUGAUAAACACUGUUGCUAACGUUAGCCUGUUAGCUUUCCUGGCUGUUUUUAAUGCUCCACAAACUGUGACCCUCCUCGGAUUUCUACUGUACCUCAGCGGAUUUGACGAUUCUCUGACUUUAAGAAGGAUGUUCCUGGUCGGACUCACCGGGGGGAUCGCCUCGGGGAAAAGCACGGUGUCCUCCAUGCUGCGGGAGCUCGGCUGCCCCAUCAUAGACGCCGACGUGGUGGCCAGGAAAGUUGUGGAGCCGCACACUCCCGCCUAUUCCCGGAUCGUCUAUCACUUCGGGCCCGAGGUUCUGCUGGAGAACGGGCAGAUCGACCGGCAGAAGCUCGGCCAAAUCAUCUUUGCCCACGAAGAGAAGAGGAAGCUACUGAACUCCAUCACGCACCCGGAGAUUCACAGAGCGAUGCUCAAACAGAUCGUAUUCUACUUCCUGAGAGGGUACCGCUAUGUGGUCUUGGAUGUGCCCCUCCUCUUUGAAACGAGACGUCUCACCAAGUUUCUGAACCACACCGUGGUCGUUUACUGCGACCCCGCCACUCAGCUGCAGCGCCUCAUGCAGCGGGACAGCCUGACCCAGGAGCAGGCCGAGCAGCGCGUGGCAGCGCAGAUGCCGCUCAACGAGAAGCGCGGCCUGGCCAACCACGUCAUCGAAAACUCAGGCAGCCGAGAGGACACCCAAAGGCAGGUCCUGCGGCUGCACACGAAGCUGGAGGACUCCAUGGACUUCCUCCUGGUGAGGGUGAUCGCUGUGGCUGCCACCGCCGGCCUGAGCGGGAUCCUGCUCUACGCGGCCAAGCUGCUGCUGUCCUAACCAGACGAGAGGAAGACGAGAAAAAACGAGUUUAAGAUGUGAAGCUGCGAUUAGAGCGAAGGCCGGUCGGUCGGGAGCACCGAUUGCGGUUUCCUGUAAAAGUCUAUUUCACAGCACCUACCACUAACAGCGCAGCAGUGGGGCGCUUUAUGUUGACAGUUAACAGGCCUAGAAAAAAAAAAACCUCACUGACAAAUAGGGUUUAGUGCGAAGAGUGCAUGUUGUUCCGGCUUUCCUCAGAAAGACUAACUAGUGAAGACGAUGAAGUAGAACCUCUUCAGCUCAGCAUAAAACUACAUUUUACCAUGAAGGCAAAACAACCAAAACAAACUUUUUUUUUUUUAAAGAAAUUAGACAAAGAGGGGGAUUUUAUUGGUUGAAAAUAAAUAAAUAAAUAUUUUUUUUUAAUAGCUGCUACCUUUUUUAAUCCAGAUUUUAAGUUCCCAUUUAUAUUUGGCACCAACUCACUUUAUAUUUGUAGCUAAAUGUUGAUGCUAGCCUCCCCUCUUCCCCCCUCGGUCACAAGUGUGUUUUUUUAAAGCGUGAAGCAGAAAUCAAAUGAAAGAGCUAAGGAUACUCUGACCAGACGCAUACAGAACAGGUGAUGAUUGUAAAGUGAUGGUAUAUUUGACAGAAUGUAAAUGACAAUCUGUUUUGGUUUUGUUUUCACUGGGAACAGUAGGAAUUAAAAGAUUUCAUAAUGGUCACUGUAUUUUCUUACACUUCCAUGUGUUCUCUGUUGAAAUGAAGUCUGUAAUUUUCUUUUUUUGCACACUUGUAACUAAGAUGUUUGUAACCUGAUUUGUGUAACUUAAAUAUAACAGACCACACCACUGUAAAA
This is a messenger RNA of Fundulus heteroclitus (mummichog), 1861 nucleotides long. It is a transcript of the gene dcakd, whose product is annotated as dephospho-CoA kinase domain containing. NCBI's taxonomy places the organism in Eukaryota, Metazoa, Chordata, Actinopteri, Cyprinodontiformes, Fundulidae. The coding region runs from base 331 to 1020 and encodes 229 amino acids. Gene Ontology annotation, biological process: coenzyme A biosynthetic process. Gene Ontology annotation, molecular function: dephospho-CoA kinase activity; ATP binding. The transcript has 5 exons. The record is from RefSeq and is a predicted model, not a curated record.